GAGCAGGUGGUCGGCCUAGUUGCAGUCAUCUGGUGGCACAAGCUAUACCUGGUACUACCCAGAUGACAGUCAGAAGCAUCAUCUUUAGCACAUAAUUUUAGUUCGAGCCACAACAUUGUCUCCUGUGCAAAAGCAAACUUUUGCCUUUAUUUUUCCUUCAUUUACAAUGUAAUGUCUUCCUGUCCUUGUUGCCUUUCUAUGAAUCUGCUGCAGUUUGCCAAUGUCCUUUCUAAAAUGGACUGAACUGAGCAGAACUGGGCAGGAAUCAUGUCUCCCACCCAAGGGUGCUGUUGGAGUGCAGAAGGAUCUGGAGGGCAGCAGGAUUCCCACUCACCCUGGGGGUCUAUCCAUCUGUCUCCUCUAUACCGCCUUCUCUCAUGUACUGCUGCUAGGCUGAGUGCCUUGGCUCUGGCUGAAGUUACAUACCUUUGUGGUAUAGGUUUUGUAAGAAUGCAGUAUGUCAAGGAACUUUGUGGCCUAAUGUGCUCUCAGUGUCUCCAGGCGCCUUGCUUUAGAAACGUGGGGCAGGGAUCACGCUGCAGGGAAAGAGAGGAUCAGGAAAAUAUCUUUUUCCCGAGUUGGGAGAAAUCUACACAAGAAAAUGAAGUAUUUUUCUCCCAAGACUGAUCACUUGGGAUAGUCUGUCCAUACAGAUGGCCACUCAGGUUUUGAGUGGAGAUGUGAAGAAGCGGGAUCUAGGUAGGAAAUGCUUUGCAUCGUUAGCCCCUUUCCGUGUUGACCAUAUUAUUAGAGGCCUUCCUUUACCAAGGUUGGAUUAGACACAGGAUCUUAGGCCGCUAUCCCCUUUGCAGGGAUUGUUCUUUGUUGGGCAAGUGUUAAAGUGCUUCUCAGCAGGCAACGGGCUCUUACCAGUUGGGCCAGUCUUUCUCCCCUCUUCCCCUGUGAUUGCUACAGCACUAGGCUAUUGUUCUUCAUGUUCAAUGAGAUCUUUCUGUACUCUGCUCCUGAUAAGAUUUUCCUCUUAUUCAUCUCGCAGGUAACCUCUAAACGAACCUUAUGAAGAAAACAUUGCCGUUUGCCUUACGUCUGAAAGGAAAGUACGCAGGAUUAACAAGAACAAGAAAUAAAUUGGAGAAAUUAUAUUUCAAGCUACAUACCUUUGAAUGUAAGGAAAGGAAGGAUUGUGCUGUAAAAAGAGGGGUUGGUAAAGAGAAAAUAAGGCUACAGCAAUACAGAGACUGGGAAGAGGAAAUGUCCUAUUCAGGAGUCCAUAUCUGUGAACUUCAGGCAUAAUAUUAGAAUAAUAAAUGUUAAAAAAUGGAAACUUCAUUGUCAAAAUCACACACAGGGGAGAAGCGACAUAAUUGUAAGGACUGUGGGAAAUGUUUCAUUAGGAGAAGUUCUCUUGCUAAACAUCAACUAACUCACACAGGAGAGAAGCCAUAUAAAUGUGUGGAAUGUGGAAAGAGCUUCAGUCAGAGUGGAAAUCUACACACCCAUCAAAGGACUCACACAGGGGAGAAGCCACAUACAUGCAUGGAAUGUGGAAAGAGCUUCAGUCAGAGUGGAGAUCUACGCACCCAUCAAAGGACUCACACAGGGGAGAAGCCACAUACAUGCAUGGAAUGUGGAAAGAGCUUCAGUCAGAGUGGACAUCUGCGUAUCCAUCAAAGGAUGCACACAGGAGAGAAGCCACAUAAAUGCAUGGAAUGUGGAAAGAGCUUCAGUGAGAGUGGAAAUCUACGCAGCCAUCAAAGGACUCACACAGGGGAGAAGCCACAUACAUGCAUGGAAUGUGGAAAGAGAUUCAGUGAGAGUGGACAUCUGUGUAUCCAUCAAAGGAUGCACACAGGAGAGAGGCCACAUACAUGCAUGGAAUGUGGAAAGAGCUUCAGUGAGAGUAGAAAUCUACGCAGCCAUCAAAGGACUCACACAGGGGAGAAGCCACAUACAUGCAUGGAAUGUGGAAAGAGCUUCAGUAAGAGUGGACAUCUGCGUAUCCAUCAAAGGAUACACACAGGAGAGAAGCCACAUACAUGCAUGGAAUGUGGAAAGAGCUUCAGUCAGAGUGGAGAUCUACGCACCCAUCAAAGGAUCCACACAGGGGAGAAGCCACAUACAUGCAUGGAAUGUGGAAAGAGCUUCAGUAAGAGUGGACAUCUGCGUAUCCAUCAAAGGAUACACACAGGAGAGAAGCCACAUACAUGCAUGGAAUGUGGAAAGAGCUUCAGUCAGAGUGGAAAUCUACGCACCCAUCAAAGGACUCACACAGGGGAGAAGCCACAUAAAUGCAUGGAAUGUGGAAAGAGCUUCAGUCAGAGUGGAGAUCUACGCACCCAUCAAAGGAUUCACACAGGGGAGAAGCCACAUACAUGCAUGGAAUGUGGAAAGAGCUUCAGUCAGAGUGGAAAUCUACACACCCAUCAAAGGACUCACACAGGGGAGAAGCCACAUAAAUGCAUGGAAUGUGGAAACAGCUUCAGUGAGAGUGGACAUCUGCGUAUCCAUCAAAGGACUCACACAGGGGAGAAGCCACAUACAUGCAUGGAAUGUGGAAAGAGCUUCAGUCAGAGUGGAAAUCUACACACCCAUCAAAGGACUCACACAGGGGAGAAGCCACAUAAAUGCAUGGAAUGUGGAAAGAGCUUCAGUCAGAGUGGAAGUCUACGCACCCAUCAAAGGAUGCACACAGGAGAGAGGCCACAUACAUGCAUGGAAUGUGGAAAGAGCUUCAGUCAGAGUGGAAGUCUACGCACCCAUCAAAGGAUGCACACAGGAGAGAAGCCACAUACAUGCAUGGAAUGUGGAAAGAACUUCAGUAACAGUUCGAAUCUUCGUACCCAUCAAAAGAUUCACACAGGAGAGAAGCCACAUAAAUAGGACAAGUGCAAAGAAGCAGAAUGGUUGUCCAAAGAACUUCUAACGACUAUGACUCAAAAGAGACAUGAACAGGAAGUGGAAGGGGAAGAAAUCAUAUAACCAUAGAGUUGGAAGAGACCUCAUGGGCCAUCUAGUCCAACCCCCUGCCAUGAAGCAGGAAAUUGCAUUCAAAGCACCCCGGACAGAUGGCCAUCCAGCCUCUGCUUAAAAGCCUCCACAGAAGGUUCCACAGCUGAACUGCUCUCACAGUGAGGAACUUCUUCCUUAUGUUCAGGUGGAAUCCCCUUUCCUGUAGUUUGAAGCCAUUAUUCUGCAUCCUAGUUUGCAGAGCAGCAGACAACAAGUUUGCUCCCUCCUCCUUAUGGGAUUUUGGCCUGCAUAAAUAGGGGCAGAGUGUCUAGAUCCAGGGAAGUCAUGCUCCCCCUCUAUUCUGCCUUGGUCAGACCACUUUACCUGGAAUCACACUGUGUCUAAUUCUGGGCACUGCAAUUGAAAGGAGACGUUGAAAAGCUGGAAGGUGUCCAGAGGAGGGCGACUAAAAUGAUCAAGGGUCUGGAGAACAAGCCCCAUGGGGAGCGGCUUAAAGACCUGGGCAUCUUUAGCCUGCAGAAGAGUAGGCUGAGACAAGAAUGAAUAAAUGCAUGUACAAGUAUAUAUGAAAAUAUCAAUCUGGGUUUGUAAAAGGAAGGCAAAUGUCACGUUUGAUAGGAAGAGUAUUAAACAAAAUAUGUCUGUCUCAAGAGAGGAAGUUAAAAGUGGGGAUACUAGCAUUAGAUAUAUUUAAUGCUUUGAUUGUGUAGCAUGGCAGAUAAUAAGUGAGAUUAUGAAUUAAUUUGGAAUGGGAAGUAGAAUAAAAGGAUGAUUAGAACCAUUUUAUUUGCUAUGGUGAUAGAAUUAUGUGCAAACGCCAUCCAAAAAGGUAAGAAUGUAGAAGGUGUAGGAAUAAAGGAAAAGCAGAAGGUGAGCUUAUUUGCUGAUGACACAUUGUUAUUGAUUAAAUAUCUGGGUAGGUCAAAUGGAUAGGAGAGAGGAUCAUUGAAAGAUAUUUGGGAAAACAGUGGGUUUAUAUUAUACAAAGAAAGAAGAAAAAAACUUUAUAGAACAGAGCCAUACGGGAAUUAGAAUCAAGAACAAAUUAAUAUACCUGGGAGUAAGUAUAACAAAGGACUUAAAAGAAAUAGAAGAGGUAAAUGUAGUAGCAUUGAGGAAAAUAGUUCAAAAAAAUUAAUACACAUCUAUCUUGUUUGGAAAGACAGCAAUACUAAAAAUGAAAAUGCUUCUGAGGAUAAACUUUAUACUUACAUAUACCUUAUAUUUAUAAUGCCAUUUCAGAUUACAGAAGAAGAGGUGAAUACAUUAUUUCUUUGCAACAUUUCUACCCCACCUUUCUCCACCCCAAAGGAGACUCAUUUGGACAAAUGAUAAAUACUGUAAUGGCAGUCAAAGAAAUUGCCGAAACAAGUUACAGAACAGAUCUCAAAAAGAAGAAGGAUUAGCGCUUCCUCAUAUGAAAAAAUAUUAUAAAGCAAACAGACUGAGAUUGGUUAUACAAGGAAUGAUGAAAAGGAGGAUGUAGAAUAGUUAAUAAUGGAUUCAGGAAAAGUGGAGGAAGAAAUUCGUAAUAUGUUUUAAAAUAGUUUAUGAGAAAAAAAAUAAGGUAAACUGGGAACCCAAUGUUGAGUAAUGCAUUAGAAAUAUGGAACAAAUACAGGAGAAAGUUAAUAACAGAUGGCUCAAUAAUAACCCCAAUUAUAAUGGAAAAGACAUUUCCAAAAAAUAAAAAAUAUAUAUGAUGGAUAAAAAAAUUAAGGGGAAAAACUUAGAUAAAAUAGGGGAUUGACCAAAGGUUGGAAUGAAGAAAGAAAAGAUUAGGAACAUAAAAAUUUGAAAGGAAUAUCCAGUAAAAUUUCUAAAAUAUUAAUUGAAAAAAACAAAGGAAAAGUAAAGAAUAACACAGAGGGGUUAUAAUUAUGGGCACAAAGACACUUGAAAAAUAUAUCCAUAUGUGUUAAAGAAAAUUAUUAUUUAGUUGAUAUGGAAAUGGUACCUCACACCCAUAAGAAUAGGAAAUAUAAAUAAAAACUACUCAAACAAUUGCUGGAGAGGAUGCCAAGAAUCGGGAACAUACAUACAUAUGUGGUGGCAGUGUCAAUAUAUAAAUAAUUUCUGGGGAAAAGUAUUAAGAGAGAUAGAAGACACAAUGAACAUUCAAAUAGAAAGAAGUCUUAGCAUGGCUUUAUUCUCAUUAUAUAAUAAUAAACAGUUGGAAAAAGAGGACAAAGAUGCGAUAACAAACGCAUUAACAAUUGCAAGACUGCUUAUAGCAAGGAAUUGGAAAAGGGAAAUAAAUAUAGAGAUAGAAGAAUGGUAUAAGGAAGUAUGGAAACUGGGAAGAAAUGAUAGGUUGACGUGGAGAGGGAUUUAGAAACAAAGUGGUUGUGAUGAUGUCUGGAGAAAAUGUAUUGGAAGAGGAUUCAAAAGAAAGACAGAAUUACCUCCUCAAGAGAGAAUGAAAAGGAAUUUUGGACAGAUGAUAAAUAAAAAAAGUGACUUGGGGGAGGGUAAGAAAUCUGUAUAAGCGUGACAAUAACAGUAGAUGCCAAAUGUUAAUGUAUUGUAGAUUGUACUGAAUAUAAUGUGGCUGCUGUAAAAGGAUGUACGAUUUUUUUUAAAAAAAAUUAAUAAAUGUAUUUGUAAUUUGUAUAAAUAUGCAUUUGUUUUUCUUUCAUGUGUUUGAAUAUAAAUUAUUUUAAAAAACAGAUUAUGAUGUAGCAGCUAUAAAAGCCAAUGUGAUUCCAGGCUGUCCCGAUAGGAGGAUUCUGUCUAUAUCCAAGGAAGUCACGGCCUCCUUUCUUCUGCUUUGGUCAGACUCACCUGGAAUGACCCUGUCUCCAGGUCUCGGUCCCACAAUUCAAGACGGAUAUUGACAGGUCAGAAUAUCUCCAGAGACGGGAUGUAGAGAAGGGCGGAGAGAGACAGCUGGGUAUGUUUCACUUGGAGGAAAGAAGGAAGGGCUUCUCCCUCGGCAGGAAGGAAAUGUUGGAUCCCAAAAGGGUUGGCCGUGGUCAGGAUGAGAGGUGGACGGAGAGGAAAGGCGUGUCCAUGAGACCCCGUGUUGCCUCCUCCUGGAAUGGACUCCUAGGACCCUAGAGCCGGAAGAGACCCCCAAGGGCCACCCCGUCCUGCCCCUGCCAUGCAGGAAGGCACAAUCAAAGCACUCCAGGUAGAUAGCAACUGCAGAGAAGCCUCCAGAGAAGGAGACUCCACCACACUCUGAGGCAGCCUAGGCCACUCUCCAACAGCCCUUACUCGUUCUUAUUGUGUAUCUUUGUAUAUUAAGAGAAGACCUGUAAAUAGUUAUAAGUAGUGAAUAAAUCAAGAAUAAAACCUCCAAGGACUUUGGAUGAAA
Anolis carolinensis (green anole) is the source of this 6250-nucleotide messenger RNA. RefSeq names its product zinc finger protein 271-like. Gene Ontology annotation, cellular component: nucleus. The record is from RefSeq and is a predicted model, not a curated record. Gene Ontology annotation, biological process: regulation of gene expression. Lineage: Eukaryota; Metazoa; Chordata; Lepidosauria; Squamata; Anolidae. Bases 1279 to 2841 code for a protein of 520 amino acids. The transcript has a single exon.